Messenger RNA from Harmonia axyridis, 1338 nucleotides. RefSeq lists its product as uncharacterized. The record is from RefSeq and is a predicted model, not a curated record. NCBI's taxonomy places the organism in Eukaryota, Metazoa, Arthropoda, Insecta, Coleoptera, Coccinellidae. The coding region runs from base 132 to 1109 and encodes 325 amino acids. The transcript is spliced from 4 exons.
UAUUUCAGUAGUUAGCACAGAUUGACAGAUUACGGAUUAUCCGUAAGAUUUUUUUUCAUUUUAAUUGGCUACUUCUGGAGUUUGUAAUUGCAAAGACUGAAUAGUCUGUAGAAUUUUGCUCCUCACAAAAUAUGAAUCUAGCACAUAUCUUCAGUGAUAAAUCAAAAGAAGCAUUAUCUAAAUUUAUUGAAGCUUCGAAAAAAUGUGAAAACUAUCAUGAUUUCAAAUCCAAAGAAGAGGAAGAGGAAUAUAAAAUGUGGAGCAAAAUAAUGAAUAAAUUUGAAGAAAUUGAUAAUAAAAUUCAAUCGACUUCAUCCAAAGAAGACAAUGUUUCGAUUGAGAAAGAAUCUAAUAGCAAUCAUGAUACUGAGGAUUCAAAAAUACUUGAAGCUUUAACAUCUGAACUUAGGAAUGCCAUUGAAGAUUGUUUAGAAAAUAAAUUAGAGUGUGAUUAUUUGAUAAAAGAUAUUAAAGAUGAACCUGUUGAAAAGAUACGAGAAAUCUAUAGACAAUGUCUACCUCGCUUUGAUGUGAUGAAACUAAUUGAAAUGGGAGAAAAAAUAAUAAAUGUAAAUCCCAAUGAUUCAAUUGUCGAAUGUUAUUGUACAGAAUUAUUAUUUCAAAUGAUGUCCCAAUCAUGUAAAGACAAUCUGAAAAUUUUUUUUUAUGAAUUCUAUGCUCAAUAUAGUAGAUUGGUAACUAAAACAAUAACACAAUUUUUAGAAGUUCAGGAUGAGUUGAAGACUUUCUUGUUGUACAUAAAUAAAUCGUCAACUAAGGAGAACGAACUAUUGGUAUCAUUAUUAAGAGAAUUUUUGCUUUCUUACAAUGGGCCCUUGACCAAAAAGCAUCUAAUGAUAAUGGAUUAUUUAACUGAUCAGAGUACUGAAUAUAACUCAAACAAGAUGAUAAUAGAUAUAUUAUCUGAUAAUGCCACAGAAUACAAAAAUGAUAAAGAUUAUGGAAAAUUGAUAGUAAAAAUUACUGAAAAUUUAGGUCCAGAAGUGGAUUCCCUGAGAGAGCAAAUUGAAUCUAUUCUGAAUAUCCAUGCGUCUAUUUGGAAAAUGAAACUGAAGAAACUUAUGAACAAAUAUUCAAAUAAAAUGUAAUACAUUUCAUGAAUCCUAAUCUAAUUUCUAUUUCUAUUCUAUUUUUCUAUUAUUAAAUUGUUAUAAAUUUAAUUUCAAAUCAUUUUUAUUUUUCUUUUUAUGUAUUUACUUAUAUUGGAGUAAAAAUAGUUCAAGAGGCAGUUUAAUUUUUUUCACUUAUUAUUGGAAAUGUAUCAAAAAAUGUUGCUUUACCACCUCAACUCUAUAUUUAUUAAACGAAUAUUUUAAU